Cucumis melo (muskmelon) is the source of this 728-nucleotide messenger RNA. RefSeq lists its product as uncharacterized. The record is from RefSeq and is a predicted model, not a curated record. Gene Ontology annotation, cellular component: chloroplast. The transcript is spliced from 3 exons. Lineage: Eukaryota; Viridiplantae; Streptophyta; Magnoliopsida; Cucurbitales; Cucurbitaceae. The coding region runs from base 65 to 568 and encodes 167 amino acids.
CACAAACGCAAAGGAAAGAUGAAGAUGGGGCCUUUGGGCUUGGCUGUCAUAUGCAUCGGCUAAUAUGAGCAAAUAUCAUUGCCACAACAUUCAUAUCCAAAUCUCUUGUGUGGACUUGGCAAAAGAGCUUCAAGAAUACUUCAUAUCCGAAUCUCUUGUGCGAUCCUCAACAAACACAGCAGUCACUAAUUCAACAAUGGCCGCAAAAUUCCCUCUUUCUUCUUCCCUUACCGUCAAAUUUCCUCUCCAACAAAACCCUUCUUCUUCCUUCUUCCCUCCUCUUCCUUCCCCUUUCUCCUCGCCAAAGCUUAGGCCAACGCCUUCUUCUCGCUUCAAGCUUCUAGCAAAUUUAGGGGGUGGCGAUGCAGAAAUCAAGAAGGGAGGGAAGAAAAAAUUUAUAACUAAAGAAGAGGAACCAGAGCAGUAUUGGCAAACAGCAGGGGAAAGGGAAGGGGAGAAUCCUAUGAAGACUCCUCUUCCUUAUAUCAUCAUCUUCGGUAUGUCGACUCCGUUCGUGAUCUUAGCCAUAGCUUUCGCCAAUGGUUGGGUUAAAGUUCCUGUGAGAUGAAUCUGUACAAACUCAUUGUGCAAAUGCAAAUGCCAAGGGAACAACACCAUGAGAGUAACCUGAGAUCUUCCACAGCGCACAAAACCCUCUGUUUAUGCCUGUUUUGAGUUGUAAUGUUAUUUCAGAAGCUAAUACAAAGUAUAGUAACUCAGUUCCUUUU